AAUUAACUUAUUUUAAAACGUCAAUUUUCGACGUCACUGUUCAAGUCUUCCAUGUGAAUAAAAGUUAAUUUAACUGCAGUCAGUAUUAUAAAACCAAAAAAUAAUUUUAAUUUAGAACAAAGUAUAUAUAUUGCUUACGAAUAAAAUACUAGUGCGUAAGUUUUGUAAUCCAUAAUGGAUAAGUGGGAAAUGGUUAUAAAAAGUUAUCAGGGUAGUAGCGAUCCAAAGAUCAUUUCCAGAAUUUUGAAAAUCGCUGAAUGUGUUUUUGCUGAAGACCUAGCUCCAUUUGAGAUAGAAUGGAUUCUUGCUACGCUCCUUUGUGACCCUAUAAAUCUCUUAGAUAAGGUGUCAGAACAACGUCUGAAUAAAGAUUGGAGCAGAUGCACCAUAAACUCGUUUAAAUUGCUCAGUUAUAUAGUCAGUAAUCAUAGCGUUGCUUAUAUUUAUUACGAAGACAUUGUUACAGUCUGCCUGAUACCAUUUGAUGUUCAAAUUCGAACACAAGCUCUAUCAUGUCUAACUUGUGUGGUGACCCGAUCACCGUUGGGGGCCAGAGAUUUGAACCAACAUUUGAACGCUCUCGAAAUGGGUACCACGUGUAGAGUGCCACUUGCGUUACUGAUUGGUACAAUUUGUAAUUACCAUCCAGAGGAGGUUGAAGAAGAAAUGUUAAAUGUAUGGAGGCUGUUACUUAAUUUACUGGAUGCGAAUAAAAGCUCGGCCACCUUAAUAAAAACAGCGUUGGAUGGUAUAACGGGUUUGCUCAAGUUUUUCGAAAUGGAUGUACCGUUGACGGAUGUGUAUGAACUCUACGACAAGAUGAUCAGCUUCAUCGAUCUGCCGAGGUGUGAGAAAACGGUGCUGACGCUGCUGGACCGCCACACGCUGCUGUUCCGCGAGCGCAUGUGGGUGUGUCCGCGCGUGCGCGGGGCGGUGGGCGCGCGCGUGCGCGGGGCGGCGCGCGAGUGCGCGCGGGAGGCCGUGCGCUCCUUGUACAGCAUCAUCACGCCUGUGGUGGGGCACGAGCUACUGAAGAACAUAAUAAACACAGAAAUCACGCCUUAUUUGAGAUCAAGUUAUUAUUACGAAAAAUACACAGCGCUUUACGUAUUAUCGGACAUAUAUAAAUCCACGGGUGUCGGAGAUUUGAACGAAUAUGUAGACAUACAAACAUUGGAGUUCGAUAUAAGGCAUGGGAAUAUAAAUUAUGAAACAUGCGAAGCUAUAUCGUGGUGUGUGGAGUCAAAGUUGGUGCACAGCGAUUGUCUCCUCCAAACAGCUAUUGCUUUUUAUGACAAGUUCAUCGAAAUUAAAAGAAAGGAAGUUAUAGUACGUACAAUUUUAAGAGCAGAUGAGGAAAUAAGAAAUGCGGCGAUUACCUUCCUCAUAUCAGAGACAUACCGUACAGCCUCCAAACAACAACAAUAUAUACAGCUGUGGAACGACUUGUUCAACACUAACAACAAUACAAAUAUAGAUGUGAUAGAUAAUGCCUCGGAUAUUGCCGACGACGUGAUUGAAAAUAUUUUGGGAGCGCUAGAGGCCUUAGGUGAUGAAGAGAUGCCGCCGCGGCUGGCGUCCCAGCUGUCGGUGCUGGUGCUCGUGCAGCGGCUACACAUGCGCUCGCACGCGUCGCUGGUGCGCGCGCUGUGUGCGGCCGCGCGCACAUGUGCGCGGGCGGUGUGCGCGGCCGUGGUGAGCGCCGUGUAUACCGGGGUCGCCUACGAGAAUAUCUCAAUAGAGCAGUGCUUAGAGGACGAUGAAAAGUUACUAUGUUCGGUGGCGCUCAUAGAAAAUUCAAACGAUCACCUUUACCGUGAUUCAGAAAUGACCAUCGCCCUCGAGAUAAUAUUCACCAGGAACGAGGUGGAAACGGCAUUAUUGUGCAGAGCUCUGUAUGUGCUGGAUAAAUUUAUGCAGAGACCUGGACGUGAUGAGGCCCGCACGAACGAAAUAAUUCAUCGCGUCGAAAACAGAUUGAAACGGAUCGACAAACGUAACAAAGACGACAGGAUAUUAUACAGAAAUAUUAUUAUGUUCUUAGGUAAAUAUGGCGGAAGGAAUAAUAAUACAACGAAUUUGGACAAUAUCCUCGUUGGCAAAUUGAAUAAAAAAAUAUCACUCGAGUUGCCGUAUCUGGAUACAACUAUAAAGAUCAGCUUACAAGGAGUGCUGCAAGCUGCGCUGGAGCGAGAGGAUGUCGACGCUUGCAAGACGCUGUGCGCUGUUAUCUGUGCUAACUUGGCAACGAAGGAAGACGAAGUCCUCCAAAGCGCAUUAAUCCGGGUGUUGGUGUGUCUGUCCCGCCGCGGGACACACGUGCGGGUGGGCACCGUGCUGUCCGGGGCGGUCUGUGCGAACGAGCUGACCACGUAUAUAAAACGGGAGAAGUUGCAACUUUCUCGGAAAAUACUUCUGGAAACAUUAGGAGAGCUUCUCAAAUCCGAAGCAGACGGUGUGCUACUCCAGUAUGUCAUUGAAAGCGUUAUUUAUUACCAAGAUUCAAUAUUUUACAAACAAGCCAUCUUAGACAUGAUCGAGAAAUUACUAGAAUUACUGAGAGAUAAUAAUCUGUUAUGCAAGAAAUAUCUACCGGAUAUCCUAAUAAAAGUGUUGAAAUUUCAAGACGCGAACCUCAUCAAAAUUGGCACAGUCGUUUUCAAGGAUAAAAUAGAAUUGUUCGAUGAUACCGUUUUAUUGAACACCACGUAUAUCGUAUUCAGAUUUUUGAACUCGAUGAAUGAAAAUAUGGCGGACGUCCUAAUCAAAGUGGCGGUGAUGUUUGUAAAAAAUAUCUUCGAAAACAAAAAGGAUUGUCUAUUUAUCGUUGAUUAUUAUUUAACUUUCGAAGCUGUUAAUUUAAAAGUUUUGGUGGAGUUCAAACGGAUAUAUGGCUUUGAUAAUAAUACCGCAAAGAUUAUAAUUGGAAAGUUUAAGAAUAAACUGUUCUCCUGCAAAGAUUUCGAUGGACAAGAUGGGCUGUUCAAUUUUAUAGCUGAAUAUAAUGAAGCGCUCGUUGAUAUAGACCAUGUGAAUACAUUUAAGCUUCUUGCAAAAGCUAUUAAGAAGCUGACACCGGAAUCAAUAGUGUCGCAGAAUAUCCAGCUGUCGAGAUGUCUGUCAUUGUUGAAGAGGACGAAAAAGUACGAUUCGGUUUUGAUAAAUAAAAGCUUCGAAAGCGUUAUCAAAACGUUACCAAUAAAACAAAUAACUAAAUUCUUAGAGAGAUAUUUAUUAGAAGCAAAACACGAGUUAUGUGUCAACGCAAUAAAUAUAUUAACGAAUUUAUAUGAUUGGGACAAUGAAUCGAUUUUGAUAAAGCUUUCCGAUUAUAUUAAACGAUGGGUACUAUUGGUGUUGAAGAUGAACUCAACGGGAUACUUGGAAAGAUGUCUGACAACAAAGAUGGCGUUUUUAUACGACGUGGUCGCCAUUUCUGUGAAGUUUUAUAACGAUGAAAAACUAAUAUCAAUAUUUUUAACUGGGGGUCCAAAAUCUUACGUGUCUUUCGUAAGAGCCUUCAUACCAGCGACUUUCAAUGUCUUGAUAAAGAGACCGUACUCAUUUUUGCUGGCCGGUGUGAAGCAGUGUUCUUCGCUGUUCAACGAUGUCGUCAAGUACGCAGUGAGGAGAAACCGGGGGGGUGAACUGGUGGACGUUAUUGAUGCGGUAUGGCCGCUUUAUUCACGCAUAACGACCUUCGAUCAGAAGUAUUCCAUAUUACUGCAACUGUCUCCUAAUUUGCCGUCGAGUUCGAGGCCCGUGCAGUGGGUGAUCAGUAUCAUAAAACAGGGGAACUUCGCCGAUAAUUUAAAAUUAGUUGGGUUAUUAAAUGACGAAAAUGACGUCCGCGGCGCGCUGGCGGCGCAGCUGCCGCAGUCGGGCGGCGCCGCGCGCGCCGCGCUGCACGCGCUGGGCGCGCGCGGGCGGCGCGGCGCGCUCGAGCUCGUGGCCAGCUUGGCGGAAGGUGACAACUCGAAGGGCUGGUGGGAAGACGCAAUCGUCAGGUGCAUGUCGAAAUUAGCGAAGCGGGCCGACAUAUACAUGUUGCAGUACGUGUACUCGCGCACGUUCACGGGGCGGGGGCCGGGCAUAUGCAACCGACUCAUGGUACCGCUGUUGAGAUACGUAAAACCGUCUCUCUGCGAGGAGUUCUUGUCCAGCGUCCUCAAUGAACUGCUCACAUCGCUGAUGAUGACUCCGAGAGCGAUAUCCAACCAUUACACGUACGAGAAAUGCGUGAUGGAUUAUGUGAGGGCGCUCAACAUUAUCGUGGUUGCGUUCGAAAGGGUGCCAAAAGCAAACAUAGAGUCUCCAAGGUCGAUGCUGUACAGCAAGAUGAGUGACACGGUGCGCGACACUCCAUUCUAUUUGAUCAGCACCGUCUGCAAGCUCUGCUUCACUCUGAGGGCCAAGAUUUCGUGUCCAGAGGGCGCUGAUCAGGCCAUGGAGAAAACUUGCAGGUUGUUUCAUUGUGCUAAUUACAAUUGCAUGGCGACCGCGAUCAUCCUCAGAGAUCCGAAGCCGCAGGUGUACGCCACCGUCUUCGAUGAGACCUACUGGUACAAGCUCAUCGGAGACGAGGAAUUCGACCUGCCGAUCAGGGAACCGUGGAGGCUGCGCGUGACCCACCAGGCCGACCCCACGUCGCUUAGCGAACUGCACACGCGGACACAUAGCGAUAUGCACACGCGCAUGUUCACGCGUACGCUUUCAGAGAACCCCCUUGCUUACGAUUUGCUGCAGGAGCCUGAGGAGGUGGAGCCUCGAGAGCCACUGGUGUCGGACAACCCCCUCGACCGUCACCCAUGUUCCGCCGCGCUCAGCUCGUUGCUGGCCGCCGUCGGCAGCCGGGGCGUCGACGUGUGGGGGGGACUGGAGCGUGUACUAUCCGAGGGCCCCCCUCCCCUCGUCUCGCUACUGGCUCAUGCGGUGGUCACCAGCCGGCAGCAGCUGCGCGCGCGCGCGAAGCCGCUGCAGCGCGCGCUGCUCGCCGCGCUCGCCCGCACGGCGCGCCGCCGCGUGCUCAACGCGCUGCACGUCGACAUCUUGGAUACUUUAAUAUUAUGGCGGGAAAAUACGACCGAAAACACCGAUUUGACCAUAGAGUGUAUUAUAAAUACAGCCAUAAGCAACAGAAACAGGGCCAACGUGUUUUGGAUGUUGGUCGACAAGUUGGACAAACUUUUGGAAAUAUGGAAAGAGGCUCGACCAAAUUGGACGUCGUUCGAAAAAUAUAUAAUAGAUCAAAACUCAGACAUAAUAAAAGUUUGCCUGCAAAUCCUGAAGCGUUUUACAAGACGCGAAGUCCAGAUACCUCAGUUAGUACCAGCUCUAUUGGCCGCGAUAGAGUCCAAGAAGUAUAUGAUUGAGGUUUACGAGGUGCUCGGCCUGGCUAUGGCCAUCGAUGAUAAAAGGGGAGACUAUAUCAAAGGGUACCUGAAAGUUUUGGAGAAUUUGCGUAAGAGCGAUGUAGCCGAAUACUUAAAAUGUCUGUAUUACGCUCAGAAAGGAUACCCUGAAUGCUGUGAUGAGAGAAACUUCCGAUUAAUAACGGACUUGACACCUAAAAUCUCAGGUCGCGAGAAAUUGAAAUGUCUCGAGAUAUUGUCAACGUACUUGCUGACGGCUCGACAAACGGACCACGUGGUUUCGAUGUUAGAGACGGUGGGGUUGGAUGAUAACCUUAACACCGUUGAGGGGUUGAAAUUGGUAAGGAAUGGUCUUCACCUCAUGAAUGGCCACCACGUGAGAUACUACGUGCUGCAAAUGGCUGAUGCAUGUCAACACUUGCCUGUGCAGCUCCGUUGGGUUGCCUUCGAAAUACUCGUGAAAGCACUGGAGUUACUGUUAUCACCUGAGUCGUCAGAGCCGCCGUCGAAGAGAUCCUCUCCGGAAUCGAACUCGCUAAUAUUGGGUGAAAAGGACGACUACACUGCGAGCUUGUUGGAGGGCUUAGCGAGAGGAAUGGUGGACGGGAGUGAAGAAAUACGGAACAGCGUAAGAACGGGUGUGGGCAAGUUGCUUAAUGAUGAUUUGGGUAUAAGGUUCUGCGAGAGUGUUUACCUGGCAGUAUUGCUGGUGCAUACGGAAUGUGAAAUCAAUCCUGCGGCCAUCUUGGAUAUGUUUUUCCAAAUAUUGAGGAAUCAGAAGUUGAAAAAUACAAAGUUAAGGAAUGAACCAAUUAAACUUCGAGAAACGACGUCCUCAAAUCUAUCGACGAACAUGAUGACGUCAAACAUUGUGGAGGGAGACGAAAAUACAUCAGAAGUAGUCAACGUAGAAAUUACACUGGAUGAGCUCUUAGAUUCGCUGUUGAAGUUUUCACAGAGAAAUAUCAACGCGGCAACAUCGAUCAUUAUCCAGCUGGUAAAAGCGAACCAGAUGAAGUCUCCGGGGUUCGAUUUCCCGGCGACGCUGGGCGCGUGUGUGGCGCCGUCGCUGACCACCGCCGCCGCCCGCUGGUCGGCCGAGGUGGUGCGCAAGGGGCGGCUCUGGAACUGCGACAGUUUGAAGCCAGCGAUCAACACGCUUUUGAAGAUGACUAAAGGUGCUGAAGACGAAAGUAUUUAUAAGUUACUAUCGGAGGACUAUAAGCUCAGGAGUCUUGGACCGGAGCAGUUCGUUUUGGGGUCACCGUGGCUUUAUGGCGUUAACGUUCCGGAUACCAGAAACUUUUCAAUGAAAGAUCUGGUCGCGACGUUCGGCAAGCUAUCGAACUGGGAGAACUUGACCAUACAGCAGAAGAGUUCCAUCACUUCCAGUCUGCCGCCGAUAUGGACGAACAGUGAUACCUUGAUAAUGAGUCUGGAAGAUAUGGAUGAAACAGAUUAUCCGAUUUGGAUGAAAUGCAUGGUGUCUUCAUGUCUUGGUGAUUUUGAUAAUCAUUUCACGUAUUUCAAGGAUGUUGAUAAAUGGCCGAGAAAGCUGUUCGAUAUAUCCGCUGUGGCAGAAACAUCAGUUUGGAAAACUAUUCAUGACGUAUGUAGUAUGAAAGAUAUACACUUCUCGGACAAUAUUCGUCCGUCCGACUGUAUCUCGGAGUGGGCUGUGAGGAUUAUGGUAAGGUCAAUGUUCAUGAAGUCAUCAGAACGCGUCCCCGGCCAUAUCAUGCUGUCUCGCUCGCGCGCGCUGCAGUGGUGUGUACGUGCGAGCGAGUGCGGACUGCACGAGCAGGUCGUCGAAUGCUGUAGGAAUAUUACAGAUAUUUACGAGAACGAUACGCUGAAGUGGUUACGUCAGAGAGUGCUGGCCCUCAGAGCGCUCGCGUUGGGCGAAAAUAAUAGCGAAGGUUUGAGCAGCACGCUGAACCUCGCAGUAUCUUACACGCCAAUGUACCUCACUCGUUCAAAUUUUGGAGACGUGAUGGGGAUGAAUGAAGCGAUACUCAAAAUAAGAAAUGAUUUACAAAUCCUAAGCAAGAUCCACCUGGACGGGAUAUUAGUAAGGAUACAACAUAGACUUCAAGAACGUUAUCCCGAAAAUACGUGUGACAAAAAAGUGUUCGAGUCGAUAUGUGUGUUUGCAAUGUUAUUCUACGAUCGGCUCUGGGAUUUUCAAACAGAACCCUUAAAUCAGAAUCAGCUGCUACUCAAUAUGUCAGAAGUCCUAGGUAUCAUCAUAGACUUAGACAUGACCGCGAAGGUCAGGUCAGCUGACAUCAUCAUUAACAGACUAGAUGGCUACCUCGGUCAAGAGUUGGAUGAUGGAGUGGCAAAACUCUUACUCAGUAGAAUUUCUGAGAUAUUCAGAAAUCUAGAUCAGAUAUCCUUGGGGCAGCUCAAGUCUCAGAUAGGACUCUUCAAGAAAUUCGAAGAUUAUGAAAUAGUGAAACGGUUAAAGGAAGACGAGAGUCUGAUGAAGUAUAAACGGUGCCUGAACUUGGUUGGAGACGCUGAACACCUGCUGAUCCAGUACUGGUGCAAGUGCUUCAACGCUAUUGAUGAUAAAAUAGAAUGGACGAAAAUAUUCGAGGAGAUGAAAAAUACUAUUUUUGAAAACCCAUUCGCCGGUCCCGAUUACAGAGUUCUGAAUAAACAUAAGGCGAAUCUCUAUGGUAUCGCCGAAUUUGAUUCCACAGAUAAAGAAACGAAGCAACGUGUUCUGUCAACGGUCCGAUCGGAUUUGAAGGUGACCGAGAAGAAUUUCGUCUCGCUCUCGCACGUGUGUCCCGAACUAACGGCAAAAGAUCUAAUAGCUAGUGAAUCUCUGAACAAGUUGCUGUGUUUGAAACCAGGCGUUACUGUUUUUAGGUUUGAAGAAAAGAUUCCGAUAUUCGUAGACUCGAUCCGCCGUCCGGCUGUUCUGAGGGCGCUGCUGUCGGACGGCAGCGUCCGGCGGUUCAUCGUGAAGAGGGGCGAGCGGGUCCGCAGCCACUGCGCCGCCGUGCGACUGCUGGACGCCGUGCGCGGGGGCAGCUGCGCGCACGCGGGGUACCGCGUGACCGCCCUGAGCGACGACAGCGCCCUCAUCGAGUACUUGGAAGGUCACGCGAGAUUCAGAACAUUGAUAGCGUCCCAGUACCCCAUCGACAGCGCUGUCGGCCCAGCUCGUGGUAGCGCCAGCGAGCUCGUCCUGGAUCCGACCAGCGCGCUGCGACACUUCGAGGACAUGUGCAAGAUGGUGCCGCCGUAUGCGCUCAGAUCCGCAGUCGAAGAAAACAGUGCGUGUGUUGAGGACUUCAUUAGUAGGAAGUCGAAUUUUCUGGAAGCGAUCAUCGAGAUGACUAUCUUUAGCUAUUUAUGUGGUGUGGGCGACCGGCACCUGAGCAACCUGCUGUGCAACGCGCGGGGCAGCGCCUGCCACGUGGACUGCGGCUCCGCCCUGCAGUACGGCGCCGGCGAGCUGCCGCCCGCCAGGCUCACGCGCAACGUGCUCGCCCUGUGCAACCCGCGAGCUCUGGAGAGUCGUCUGCAGAGUAGAAUACAGUCGCUGCAAGCGGCCGAUUUAAUCCUACCCUCAAUUUCCGUGACAUUCAAAUGGUUGGGGCCGACCUUUAUGGACAAACUUAAAUACAUAAAUAGUCUCAUCAAAGGGACGUCUCUUUCUUAUACGGUGACCAAGGAAGUUAUAUCAAAAUCGACUAAGCCGUACAAAGAUAAAUACAUACAGCUACUCGAAGAGGUGUUUAAGGAUUUCGAAGAGAAGGAAUUUUACAGUAUCGAAGAACAGGUGUCCUGUCUGUUACUCCAGUGCACCGAUCCACGAAUCUUGAGCAUUACGAGAGCGAACUGGGAGCCCUGGAUUUGAUUAUUAAUUCAUAAAAAAUAUAUUUAAUAAAUAUUAAUUAAAUGUAAUUCUUCCUCAAGUGCCUUUGUUACCCAAGUCCUAAAUGGUUGGACUGAUUUGGAUGAUAUUUUGUGUUUAUUUUAAUGGGUUUUGGAUGGUUUUAAAAACGCUUUUGGACCCGGUAGGUGGCGCUGCUGUCUGUAAGUCACCCAAUGAAAAAUAUUUGUAUGGUAGGAAGACAUCUGCCGGGCCCGCAAAUAUAUAUAUAAGGCAAUGUUUAAGCCAUCAUCAGCCACGAUUAUAACUUUAUUUUGUGUUUAUAUUAUUAAUUAAAUAAAUGUUAA
Molecule: messenger RNA, 9572 nt
Organism: Nymphalis io (European peacock)
Lineage: Eukaryota; Metazoa; Arthropoda; Insecta; Lepidoptera; Nymphalidae
Exons: 60
Coding region: 175-9249 (3024 amino acids)
Biological process (GO): double-strand break repair via nonhomologous end joining
Cellular component (GO): nucleus
Source: RefSeq, a predicted model, not a curated record